AAGGCAAAAACAAAAUCCGAAUCCGAACGAGUCGGACGCGUUUUCGUCGCGAGUUUUUCCGCUGCCAAAUCGAACAUAAACAAUAAGUGUAAAUUGCCGCGUACAUUCAAUUUCUAUGAGAUCAAGUCAAGUGAAUUUUUUAAUUUAACGAAUCGCGUUGGUCGAGCUUUGCAAGAACCUCGGGUGUCACCGUGAUUAUUAAAAAAAGGAUUUGUGUAUACCGAAAAGGCUAAACAACUGGCUUUUUUUAAAGAAAUUUGCAUUUUCAUCUUGCGCAAAAGGCAAACACACAAAAAAUGCUGACACCGAUGAGGCCAGCGGUGGGUUGAUUGGCUGACAACCACGACGUCCACAUCCACAAACAAGAAAAAACGACCAGACACGCUCCAGUGCCAUCGAGUGGGAGGAGCGGCGGAGAGGAAGGAGCAGCAUCACCUGGCUCGACUUGAAUACGAAAAAAGCUGAAGAAAAAACUAAAAAACACACUACAAACACCCCGACACAAUGACAAAUGUUUGGAGCGGAGCCAGGCUUUAGGUGUUGAGCAGGUUUAAUCAAACAACAAAGGAAAAGCCGAGGAAGCCAACGAGGAGGAAGGACACCGCGCAGCACCUGAAUUGGACAAGAGAAAGUUCCACAAUGGAGAAACCGAUGCACCAUGCCCCUGCUCCGGCUGCCGUGGGUAAGGUCAGCCAGAUUGCCAACAUCUUCCAGCGCAAACCCAUUGAGAUCCAGCCGGUGGAGCAGCUGAGUGCUGUGGCCGCCGCCCACGCCGCUGCCGCUGCCGCCGCGGCCGCUGCCCACCACGCCCACGUCCAAGGAGCUCCUGCAGGACGGACGGAAUCCCACUCGGCCAGAUUUAAUAACGCCCGGGCUCUGUUCGAGAAGUUGGGCGUGGAGUCCAACUCGAACGUGAGUUCCCGACUGUUGAGAAGUGGUUCCCGCGAGGACAACCUGUGCGACGGUUCGGAUCGGUCGUCAUCACGCUCCUCGGAUCGCUCACAAUCGCCGCCCAAGCGGAGGACUCCCUUUCCCUCCGGAGUUUCACUCGUUCACAAUAAUAACAAUGCCGCCACAGUGGCUCAGAAUGGAGUUAUUCCGCCCGAACAGCGCUUGAGUAAUAGUAAAUUUAUUGUGGAACCAUCUGCGCCAGUUGUUCCAACUUCUGUGGUCAAGUAUCCCCAGCACAAUAUAUCCCGCUUGAAAUCGGAGGAAGUGUCACCCAUUCCACCACCAGCCAGUGGAUCAGUGAGUGCUCUAUUUGCCAGUUCAGGUGGCGAUAAGCCGGAGAAACCGGAACGCAAGUUCAACUCGCGGGAGCUGAUCGAGAAGCAGAAGAAGUGGACAUCCCAUUUUACCAAGACCAAAACCACCAGGACGCACAGUGAUCUGAAUCGUUGCGAUAUCAUACGUACAGUACCCGGAACUGGGCUGAUUAUGGAUAGUGAGAAGGUGGCCAAACCGGCGAUGGAACCGCCACAACCUCCACCAAAUGCCAGUCCCAAUCCGCCGAUGAGAAUGCAGGCUCCGCCGGAGAUUAAGCCAAGGAGCGGGAAGAUUGGCAGUCCAGUCAAAUCGCCGCCAUUGCCGCCCAUUCCGGCGGUCAAGCCAAAGAAUGUGAGUCCGGUGAAGUUCAAUCCGGACAGGCUGCGCCAAUCGCCCACUAAGACAGCGGAUAAUUCCCCACCUCCGCCACCUGCCAAAUCGGCAGCUGUGCUCCAGAGAUCCUUGAUGCAGGAGCAACAGCAGGAGCUGCUGAGGAAUGCCGGCGAUCAGGGAGUAGCACCCAUUCCGCCGGAGAAGCCACGCAAAAAGUCGGUAGAUCUCAUCGAGGAUACUCAGCCCUUGACCAACUGCUCCACGCCCUCAUCCUGCGCCUCGCCCACCAGCUCGUACAUUAUGCAGCCGGCCAAGAGAGGAUCUCUGGAUGGAGGAGGCGGAAAUGGACAGUAUCCUGGCAACGGGCUCAGCGGCAGCACCAAUUCCGCAACCUCGGGCUCGCCGGUGGCCAGUGCCUCCUCAGGACCUUCGUCUCCAGUUCACACAGAGGAUGAGAAGCAGGAGAACGAGUCCACGGAGAAGUCGGAGAUGGAGUACUAUCACAGCAGCAACUACAACAGUGUUCCCAGAAGGCGACGCAGCGAAAAUGAAGGUCGCAAAUCUGUGGACGAAACUUCGGGAUCGAACAACUCCAACCAGCAGCAGCAACAACAUUCCAUUCCGGGCUCCGCCACCGGAUCUCCCCAGCGAGUGGCCAACAAGCGCAGCAGCAUCACGGUGAACAUGCCAGCCGCCGGACUUGGCCAGCGCCCGCCGAGCAUCAUAUCGACGACCAGCCAGGAUGAGGGUGGCUUCAAUGAGUCCACGCCCGAGCUGAAGGCCAAACUGCAGCCAUCCUACGACCUGCAAACGGAGGAGCAACCGCACAGCCUGAACUACGUGGAUGUGGGCUAUCGCCUGAAUCCCGAUGGCAGCGAAAGUCGCGAGGUCUACGGAUCAGAGGCUGAACUCUACGACACGGCCAAGGUGACCGAUAUGCAGCGCAAGUUCCAUGGAGCCAAUGGUUUUGCCCAGGAAUCGAGCACUGUGUAUGCCAUUAUCAAGCCGGAUGUGCAGGAAUCCCAGCCUGUGGCUCCCUCGCGAGCGGUUCACCUCCAGUCGCCCACUUCCUCGAGCGUAGAGGGAUCCCCUCUUCAUCGUGGAGUCUAUAACUCCCCUCCAGUGGGAGUGGUUUCACCCAUAAGGCGGCGCAACAGCAGCAAUCAGGAUCAGAGCGUGGGUGGAGGAGGUAGUGCCAAGUCCACGCCACCCUGCUCCCCCGCCCGCUCGGCCUUGGUCAAGGGCAUCGCCCCCAUUGCCUCCAUCGAUGCCCACGAAGAGGAGGAACUGGAUCUCGAGGAGGAGGACGAGCACCUGGCCGUCGAGUAUGUGGAGGUGUUGGAACUGCAGCAGGACGACGACGAGGAAGAGGAGGCUCCUGUCCUGCCGGAACGUAGAGCUCCCGUCCAAAGUUCCCUGGAACUGCAGGAUUUGGAAUAUGCGGAUACCAGUGCUGGCGAGGAUGAGGAGGACAUCAUCAACCACUUAAAGGGCGACGAUAUACUGGAUGUGGAGCUAAUCGACGAUGUCGUCGAUGAAGUGAUCAAGGUUCAUGUGAACCACAGUGUGGCCAUUGCUCCUCCAAUUCAAACUGCUGCUCCGCCUGCAGCGAUUCCACGGGAGGACAGCCUGCCGGAUGACAUGACCGCCGCCGAAGCCGAACGACUGUUGAGCUCUAGCAUUUUGGAAAACAAAAUCAGACAACAGUCGCUGCUGUCGGACGAACAGGCCAAGGAAGUCGAGCAAAUACUCAACGCCGCCCCCAGUGUGGGCGUGGCAGUUGCUGCCGUUGUUGCCACAGCAACAUCGCCGACCAGCAUCAAGAAUCUCAUUGAGGAUUUGCCCGGGCAAUCAUCAGUGGCCGCCGCUGCCAACGGGGAGCAGGACAUCCAAAUUGCAGCUGUCCCUGCGAUUGUCGAGGAGGACGAGGACGAGGAGGAGGACGAGUUCCAGGAGGAGGACGACGAGGAGGAGGACCACGCUAGGGCCGAGUUCGAUGCCAACGGCGGCGAUGCUGACGGCGAUUCCGAUGACGUUGAAGCCGUGGACAUUGUGGGCUUUGGCCAUGCCUCCAGCGCUCUGAAUGCCACCUUCGUCAAGGCCGACAGCACGGAAACAGAGACCACCACCACCACCCCCUCGACGGCCACCACAGCCACCACUCGCCACGACGACGACGAGCCCGAGUGGCUAAGAGAUGUCCUUGAGGCACCCAAGCGCAGUCUAGAGAAUCUGCUAAUCACUUCGGUAACUUCAGGAAGAGGUCAACGAGAAGAGCUAGAAAACGGCUAUGAUCUGCAAGAGAAACAUUCCGAUCUAAAUCACACAUACGUGACCAGUGGAGAAUCGCUGCACGAGUCGAUAGUAUCCGUGGAGUCCACGCAAUCGGAUGCCACACUCAACCAAACCACUACCAUCGACGACAGCAUCAUCUCCAGCAAGCACAAUUCCACUUAUUCCCUGGCAGAUGCCGAACAAGCCAUCAACUCGACGGUUCUGAGCACUGGGGUCACCGAACUCGACGACAGUCAGUACUAUAUCCCGGAAUAUCCGCCUGUGAGGAGCAAGGAAGUGCUCGUAGAGGCGGGAGUGCAUUACUUCGAAGAUGGCAACUUCUGGAUGGAAGUGCCUGGUCUUUUAGACUUUGACGACGACGACUGCUCUUAUCCACCCAUUACUGUGCGCAAGAAUCCUAAAGUUCGCUUUAGUUCCGGACCCAUCCACGUGUACUCCACUUUCUCCGUCAACGACUACGAUCGCCGGAAUGAAGAUGUCGAUCCUGUGGCCGCUUCAGCGGAAUACGAGCUCGAAAAGCGCGUGGAGAAGAUGCACGUCUUCCCCGUGGAAUUGAUGAAAGGUCCUGAGGGUUUGGGUCUCAGUAUAAUUGGCAUGGGCGUUGGCGCCGAUGCAGGCUUAGAGAAACUAGGAAUCUUUGUGAAAACCAUAACCGAUAACGGAGCAGCAGCCAGAGACGGUCGCAUUCAGGUCAACGAUCAGAUCAUUGAGGUGGACGGCAAGAGUCUCGUGGGUGUCACCCAGGCAUAUGCAGCUUCAGUGCUGCGCAAUACUUCCGGUCUAGUCAAAUUCCAAAUCGGACGCGAGCGCGAUCCUGAAAACUCUGAGGUAGCCCAGCUCAUACGACUGAGUUUGCAGGCAGAUCGCGAGAAGGAGGAGCGCUUGAAGCGUUAUUUUAGCCAACAAGAGGAGUACCUGCGCCGCACCCUCGACUAUUCCGAGGACUCCACCCAGCCGGUUUCGGCCAAUUCGAGUGUCUGCGAGGGACCAUCGAGUCCCGUACAAGUGGAGCAUCCCAUGGAGGUGGAGGCCACCCAUUCGCAGGAGGUAGAGUCGCUCAAGCGACUGCUACAGGAGAGCGAAAUGGGUUGUCUGGUAAAGGAAGAGAUUAUUCAAAAUCUAAAACGAAAGCUGGUCAAGCUCGAGACGACGGGAAAUGAGAACGAGUUGCUUAGUGAGCGGCUCCGGCAAAGUGAACGGGAGCUGGGCAACAUCCGGAAGGAGGCGGCCAACCUGCAGAACAUGCUGCAGCAGUCCCAGGGUCAGUACAUGGCGCUGGACAAGAAGUACAACAAGGCCAAGCGGCUGGUGAGGGAGUACCAGCAGCGGGAGCUGGACAUGUGCCAUCGCGAGGAGUUCUACCAGCAGCUGCUCCAAGAGAAGGACACCGAGUACAAUGCGCUGGUGAAGAAGCUCAAGGAUCGGGUGAUCAAUCUGGAGCACGAGCUGCAGGAGACGCAGCGCAAGGCUGGUUUCCCCGUGGGUCUGCCCUACGACAGUGCCACCCUGAAGCUGACCCCCCAAAUGAUGCGCAAGACUCCGCCGAAGCCACUCUUCCACAAGCUGGAGACAGAGCUGUCGGACACGGAGAUUUCCGAUCUCUCACCCGAUGGCGAUGGAGUAAAGACAGCCACUGUGGAACGUAAGGUCCCAGUCAAGGACGAACUAGAUGCGGCUGUGCCGCAGCACGAGCUGCUGGAUAACUCGGUUAACAAGACCAAAAUCGAUCUGGCCUCCCGUGGUGGUUUAGCCAAUCGCCAGUUGCCCUCAGCCAAUGGAAACAGCAGCACUUCGAAUGGAGGCGCCAGUGAUCUUGGCCAGCUUUCGAAUGGGAAUCUCCUCAAGCGCAGCCGCAGCAACAGUCGCAGUUCGGAUUGCACCCUGGAUGACACGGAUGAGGAGGAGGAGCGUGAGGGAUCGGCUUUGAAUCUGGCAGGAGCUCCGACCACCCAUGAAACCAUCAGCCUGUCCAACGGCAACUCGCAUCUGCUGGCCAACGUGAACAAUCUCCUCCAGCACCAUCCGCCAGCCAUGGCCAGUGUGGUCACUACCCCCUCGAAUGGCCACCUGGGCACCACCACGGCCAUCCUGCUGAACUCCACCUCCUCCGCCUCGUCCAGUUCAUCCAACCAGUCGACGGCCCGCGAGGCACAGAUCAAUCAGCUGUAUGCCCAGGUGCACAAGGAUCCCAGCAAGCAGCAGCAUCAGCAGCAGCAGCAGCAACAACAGCAGCAGCAGCAACAGGCUCAGGCGGUGACCACCAGUAUUCCCAACAUGUUCAAGAAUGCCAUAGGAUCCCCGGCGGACAACGGGCUCAACGACUUCCAUCGUGGCAGUAUGACCACCUUUGGAACGGGCCCAGCCAGUAGCAGCAAUCGUGAUCUCAACAGCUCUUACGACUCCAUCCUGGGCUCCAACGACAAGCUCGCCGAGAAUGAGCCAGCGGAGAGUUGGAUGUAUCCAAGUCGCAGGCGGGUGGCGCCCAAUGGCAGCAAGGUUCCACUGCCCGGAUCCAGCUUUACGGAUCAACUCAACCAGGCGCUGUCCGAUCGCGAGAGGCGCCUCGGCGAUGGAUCCUCGCGACAUUCCAGCGAUGAUUACACGGAGAUCAACAAGAGCCAGAGCGCCGCGGCCAUUAACUGCAAGACGCUGAUCAACGAGAUCCGCCAGGCGGUGAACGAGGCCCAGCCCAAAGUUAAACAAGUCGUUCCACAAUCACUCUCCCCGCCCGGCACAGUGCCCUGGCAGCAGCAGCACCACCAGCAGAUCCAGCAGCAGCCGUCCGCCCACACCACCGGCCCGCCCUCGCCCACCAGCAUGUCCUCCGGCUGCUCCUCGCCGGGCUACUCGCCCAGCCGCACCCUGGAUCUGUCCGGAUCCAGUUCCAGCUUCUCCGACCGCAAGGCGUUGGCAGCUGGCUACACCUACAAGGGUGGACCUGUUCACGAAUGGACCAAGGAUCAGGUGGGCCACUGGCUGAUGGGCAUUGAGCUGGAGCGCUACAUCACCGUCUUCAAGGAGCACAACGUGGAGGGCGGAGCGCUGCUCACCCUGGACUCGAAGGACUUCAAAACGCUGGGCGUGUGCGGCGACGACAAGCACCGGCUGAAGAAGCGCCUGAAGGACCUGAAGGCCAACAUCGAGAAGGAGCGCAAGGACAUGGAGAGGGAGAGGCGCGAGCGCGAGAAGGCCAUACGCAAGGCCGAAAAGAAGGCGGCCAAAAAGAAGUAGUUGAAUUCUAGUUGAUAAGCAUCAAAGUAGCCAAAAACCAAAAGCAUACGCAGUAUAUAUUGUAGUCUAUAUAUAUGCAUACAGAACACACACAAGAAAAAAAACACGCGCGUAUAUAUAAACAUAUAUCUAAUCGGUUAUAUAUUUAUAUGCAUGUAAUGAUAAUAUAAUUUAUUUGUACAACACACAUCUAUUAUACAUACGUACUACAUUUUAACCUAUCAAACCUAAUGGCAACUAGACGUAAUUAUUCUAAAAGAAAGCGAGGAAAGCAGCAAGUAGAAGGUCAGGAGCGUUAGAGUAGCAGUAGAUCUCGGUUAGAAUUGACCCCGAAACCCAGACUCGAACAGGGCCCAAAAUCCAACCGAUGGCACUCAGACUUCCCCGACAAAAACACGAACUCACAACCAAAAGAAGAAGCUAAGUAACUAACAAAAAAGGCGUUGGACUGACUGAUUUUUAUGAUUAAUUUAAAAAACAUAAACGAAAACAAAAAAAAAAAAACAAAACGAAUGGAAUUCUUUUUUAAAAGCCAACCAAAACCAAAAAGAACCAUUUGAAUUGAGAAUGCAAACAAAAGCGUAGAACACUUAAGGAAUUCGCUGAACAGACUUGAACGGUUUAAGGGCAGCUUCAAUUAAAAUACAGAAUAUAAAGAUAAUAUUGUAAUAACGUUUAAGUUAAUCCAAGGCACGUUCAAGAGAGUGUCUCGUUUUUUUCUAAUUAUUAACCUGUGUAAUUUAUUGACUAGCGCAUGUUUAAUAAUAUUCAAUUCUAGAUAUAUAUGUGUGUGCAACAUCGUAUUGUCAAGACAUCUAUGAAACGUACUAUCCCCCUUAAAAUAAUGCUAAAGUAUUGUACUGUAUGCUAUGCCUGAAAGUCAUUUAAGUACUUAAGUAGAGAAGCUAGAGAAGUCUGUGUUUUCUGUUACCAAGCGGGCUGUUCGGAAAGUUUCUAGCUGAGAUAUAGUAGAGAUAGUAUGUCUUAUACCGAUGGUUACUUUCCGGGCAGCCAAAGCAGCCAAAUCAAUGCAAAAUGUCCACCCCAAUUUGUUAAGCAGCCAAAAAGAAAAAAAAACAAGAAAGCAAGCUUCAAGAGCGUUUUCUAUUCGUUAGCUAGUAUGUCUGUGUGAAUGGGCGUGACUGUGCCGUUGUUUUCACUUUGUUUUUAAUUUGUAUAAAUAUUUAUAGAACACUUAGUAUUUGUAUUUCGUAUUCUUAGUUGCUUGUAUUUACUUUGUAUACUUGUGUUGCGUACGUAGUUUUAUUUACCUUAUAAUUUCGAAAUGUUGCAAUAAAACCGCAUACAUAUGCCGGUGUAUGUAUGAUAAACCAA
Molecule: messenger RNA, 8460 nt
Organism: Drosophila rhopaloa
Lineage: Eukaryota; Metazoa; Arthropoda; Insecta; Diptera; Drosophilidae
Gene: Spn
Exons: 16
Coding region: 640-7125 (2161 amino acids)
Biological process (GO): actin filament organization; calcium-mediated signaling; neuron projection development
Cellular component (GO): dendrite; postsynaptic density; actin cytoskeleton
Molecular function (GO): actin filament binding
Source: RefSeq, a predicted model, not a curated record